AUGGUAAGUGGUCUUUGUGUUUCACAUCGUAAAUUCCAUGCACCACGCCACGGACACUUGGGUUUUCUCCCUCAUAAACGUAGCAAGAAGCACAGAGGCAGAGUCCGUUCGUGGCCUAAAGAUGACCCCGGCAAACCCGUGCACCUCACUGCUUUCCUGGGAUACAAGGCCGGCAUGACCCACACCCUCAGAGAGGUGCACCGCGUUGGUCUCAAGCAAUCAAAACGUGAAGAAGUGGAGGCAGUUACUGUAAUCGAGACCCCCCCGCUCAUGGUGGUUGGAGUUGUCGGCUACAUCCGUACCGUGCGGGGUCUGCGCGCUUUCAAGACCAUCUUUGCUGAGCAUAUCAGCGAUGAGUGCAAGCGGAGAUUCUACAAAAAUUGGCACAAGAGCAAGAAGAAAGCUUUCACUAAAUACAGUAAAAAGUGGCAAGAUGAAGCAGGAAAGAAAGCGCUGGACAAGGAUUUUACUCAGAUGAAAAAAUAUUGUUCAGUCAUUCGGGUUAUUGUUCACUCUCAGAUGCGAUUGCUACCCCUAAAACAGAAGAAGGCUCACAUUCUGGAGGUGCAGUUGAACGGGGGCAGCAUUUCGGAAAAGGUCGAUUGGGCGAAGGAGCGUUUGGAGCAAGCUGUGCCUGUGUCCUCUGUUUUCCACCAGGAUGAGUUGAUCGAUGUCAUCGGGGUUACAAAGGGUCACGGUUUUAAAGGUGUGACAAGCCGCUGGCACACAAAGAAGCUCCCCAGGAAGACCCAUAAGGGUCUGCGGAAGGUGGCGUGCAUUGGCGCGUGGCAUCCAAGUCGAGUGGCAUUCAGCAUUGCGCGGGCCGGUCAGAAAGGCUUCCACCACCGGACUGAAAUCAACAAGAAGAUCUACCGAAUUGGUAAAGGCGUUCACAUCCAGGAUGGAAAGGUGAUCCGGAACAAUGCCUCCACCAAUUAUGACAUCAGCCAGAAGACUAUUACCCCCAUGGGAGGCUUCCCACACUACGGUGAGGUUAAUAAUGAUUUCGUCAUGGUGAAAGGCUGUGUCGUUGGCGCCAAAAAGCGUGUCCUCACGCUCCGAAAGUCUUUGCUGGUGCACUCAUCUCGCAAAUCGUUGGAAGCCAUCGAGCUCAAGUUCAUCGACACCACGUCCAAAUUUGGGCACGGUCGCUUCCAGACCGCGCAGGAGAAGAGAGCUUUCAUGGGCCCACAAAAAAAGGAUGCCUUUAAGACCAUGCCGGAACCUCAAACAGAAGAGGUAUAA
Messenger RNA from Nerophis lumbriciformis (worm pipefish), 1245 nucleotides. NCBI's taxonomy places the organism in Eukaryota, Metazoa, Chordata, Actinopteri, Syngnathiformes, Syngnathidae. The record is from RefSeq and is a predicted model, not a curated record.